AUGGUCGAGAUGUCCUUUUAUCUCUUCCCCAGGUUGCCGACAGAGCUGCGACUUGAGAUAUGGCGCCUAUGCCUCCCAUGUCGCGUAUGGGAGACGGAUUUGCCGACCGAUGAAGGCAUAUACUCCGAUGAGCCUGAUGCUGAUGGGUCCUAUCCCUGCAAAGUCUUCUCCACAGCGAAACUGAAUGGCCUGCCACCCGUUAUCACCCGCGUCUGCCAGGAGGCACGAUACGUCGCCGAAGAAUCAGGCGGUAUCCCUACAACAGAUACCUACAGGGAUAUACCGUGCGAGGCUACUUUUGUCUCUACCACAACUGGCGAUAUUGCCGAUGAAUUUUGGGUGGACACCAAGCGAGAUUCUGCGCAUCUUAAUUGGACACCUCGUUACGAAGCAAUUUAUCAAAACAGCUCUGGUAGUGCAUUGGCCUCUAUUGCGUGGUGUAGUCGCCUGGUAGUCGGUCAUCCCUCAAUUAUGGCCGACUGGGUUUCCUCGAUUUGGAGCGAAGAAGAAGAGACCUUCGAUUUUUUUGAACAGAUACCCUGCUUGUGGGUUAUCAUGCGUGUUGUUAUCAUUCAUGCAAGCUUCCGAGAAGCCGCACAGACUGGUUUCUUUGGGCUGCUAGGCGACGCGUCCGUGCAAAUUGUCUCCUUAAUUGAUGAAGAGAAAGCCAAUGCAAUGUACGACUUUGCCGACAAAUGCGAUCGCAAGGUUUCCUCUGGUGAGGGGAUUCCCAGAGAUUCCUUGGAAUCCUUAGAGCAGGCGUUGAAAGACAGUCUGAUGAGCAAUAGGAAAUACAUAUCCCAAAAUGUAUCGUUGAAGAUGCAUCCAGCUAUCAUGUUCCGCCUUUGCACAUCGAAGUGCAAUAGCCGCAACGAAGGUUUAUCGUCUCAAUAG
This is a messenger RNA of Penicillium verhagenii, 894 nucleotides long. RefSeq names its product 2EXR domain-containing protein. Lineage: Eukaryota; Fungi; Ascomycota; Eurotiomycetes; Eurotiales; Aspergillaceae. The record is from RefSeq and is a predicted model, not a curated record. The transcript has a single exon. Bases 1 to 894 code for a protein of 297 amino acids.